AUGGCCGGAGGGUUUAUCGCCGAGUAUUCGACCUGGCGGUGGGUGUUUUGGGCUACGUCUGCUGCUGCUGUCGUGGUGCAGAUUGUUGGGGUGUUCUGGUUGAGGGAGUGUCAACCCGGGACGAUUCUACGGAGGAGACGAGAUGCUCUUGUCAAGGAGACAGGGAACCAGGAGCUUCAUACCGCGGAGAAAGUCGAGAGUCUGGGAUACAAGCUCCUUCAUGCGUUUGAGCGGCCGGUGCGCAUGUUCACGACUCAGCCGAUUGUCUUCUGUAUGGCGCUUUAUAUGGCGUACGUCUUCGGCGUGACGUAUUUGAUGUUUGCGACUUUCCCGGAUAUAUGGACUGAGGUGUACCAUGAGAGCUCUGGGAUUGGGGGCCUCAAUUAUCUGUCCAUCGCGAUUGGGUCGUUCAUCGGGCUGUUUUUGAACCUCAAGCUGGUGGACCGGAUCUAUCGUGGUCUUAAAGCCCGGAAUAAUGAUGUUGGCAAACCUGAGUUCCGAAUGCCGUCGUUGGCUGUCGGGUCGGUGAUCAGCAUCGUUGGGCUGUUCUGGUAUGGUUGGAGCAUUGGACAUACUCAUUGGAUUAUGCCGAAUAUCGGUGCGCUGAUCUAUACCAUGGGCACGAUCUCCUGCUUACAGGGCAUGCAGACGUAUAUUGUGGACAGUUAUCAGACUUACGCGGCUAGUGCUUUGGCUGCUUGUGCUGUGCUGAGGAGUUUGUGCGGCUUUGGAUUCCCGCUCUUUGCUCCUUAUAUGUAUAACGCCCUGGGGUAUGGUUGGGGUACCAGUGUGUUGGCGUUCACGGCUAUGGUUUUUGGAUUGGGCGGGCCGUUUGUCUUCUGGAGAUUCGGGCCCCGGUUGCGUGCCAUGUCUGACUAUGCCUCUGGUUGA
This is a messenger RNA of Aspergillus luchuensis, 891 nucleotides long. RefSeq lists its product as uncharacterized. The transcript has 2 exons. Lineage: Eukaryota; Fungi; Ascomycota; Eurotiomycetes; Eurotiales; Aspergillaceae. Gene Ontology annotation, molecular function: transmembrane transporter activity. Bases 1 to 891 code for a protein of 296 amino acids. Gene Ontology annotation, biological process: transmembrane transport. The record is from RefSeq and is a predicted model, not a curated record.